AGAAAAGAAAAAAAUGUUUGCCAAAGAGAAGACAGUAAUGGAGGAGAACCGGGUGAGACUCAUAUGCACACGAACCGUAGUGAGCACGAAACCGGUUGAACAAGGGCGAGUGUACCGGUUCUCAGUAUUCGACCACGUUAUGGAACCGAAUCACAUCCGUCUAGUAUACUAUUACCAGUCUUCCAGAACAAGAGAACCGGGAGAAAUCACUAAAAAACUAAGGGAAUCAUUAGCGUAUACUCUCAAUUGUUAUCCAAUUGUAACCGGGAGAUUGGUUAAGGAAACUGAUGGUACGGAAGAGAACCGGUGGAAGGUGAAGAGCAACGACGCCGGGGUGAGAAUGAUUGAGGCGAGAGCUACCGGGACGGUUGAGGAAUGGCGUAGGAGUGUAAAUAGAGAGGAAGAGCUUAAGCUUGUUCAUUGGGAGGACAUGUAUCACCUUCCUUAUUAUUGGUCUACCUUUUAUGUUCAGGUAACUGAGUUUGAGAGUGGUGGGUUAGCUAUUGGGUUAAGUUGUACACAUCUAUUAGCUGAUCCAGUUUGUGCAAUGAUGUUUAUUCGAACCUGGGCAGAUUUGACACUGACUCGAAACAUGAUGACUCCACCACUCUUCCACUCACUCCCACCUCGCAGGUUCGCUAGCCAUAAGCUCUCUAGCAACCAACUUCUUAGUCAUUACAUCAAAUCUUGCUCCCUAACAGCUCCACCUCCAAACCUAACGGAGGAUUAUAUGGUUACUAUUACCCUUCUGUUCCCGGAUCCGAUGGUCCAUGUUAGCGAGAACGAGCCAGGGCUUUCAGCAUUUGAGAUCUUGGCUGGACUCUUUUGUGUAUGUAUGAGUCGAGCCAAAGGGAAGAGGAAUGAGCUUACAGACAUGUCCUUGUGCUUAGACGUUAGGAAACUAUUGCGUUUAGACCAAAGUUAUUUCGGUAACUGCAUGGUUUAUCACAAGGUUCACUAUCCCCAACCAGUAAAAACGAAAGAUAGGUUAUUAUUAUUAUCUUACGUUGUUCAAGAGAUUCAUAACGUAACGAAGGGACUAGACUACCACGCGGUCAUGGAUUUGGUCGAGUGGCUUGGUAGCAACAAUAACAAUCCGAUAUCCAACGGUUCGGAUCUCGUGUGUACUAAUCUAGAGAAUAUGGGGAAUCCACGUCCAAUGAUGUUCGAGGAGGAUUUGAUAUUAAGCCACGUAUCUUGCUAUGUUGAAGGGCAUGUAGCUGGAGGUGGACAGAUCAUAGUGCUUCCUUCACCGUCUGGUGAGAGACCAAUGAGCCGAGUUGUUAUGGUCAGUCUUCCUCAAAGAGAAAUGGUUAAGGUUUUAGAGGAUGAGCUUCUUCAAAGCUUUUCUCCUGUUUUACUUAUGGAAACUACAAAACAAAUAAAUCAAUAAAGAUUAACAUAGAUAGAUAUAUAA
Messenger RNA from Brassica oleracea var. oleracea, 1417 nucleotides. RefSeq names its product protein ECERIFERUM 26-like. Gene Ontology annotation, molecular function: acyltransferase activity, transferring groups other than amino-acyl groups. The transcript has 2 exons. Lineage: Eukaryota; Viridiplantae; Streptophyta; Magnoliopsida; Brassicales; Brassicaceae. The record is from RefSeq and is a predicted model, not a curated record. Bases 14 to 1393 code for a protein of 459 amino acids.